Diatraea saccharalis (sugarcane borer) is the source of this 3987-nucleotide messenger RNA. The record is from the annotation of a GenBank genome assembly. NCBI's taxonomy places the organism in Eukaryota, Metazoa, Arthropoda, Insecta, Lepidoptera, Crambidae.
AUGGAAAAGCAAGAAGAUAAAAUGUUCCAUAAAGACAGGAAAAAACCGAAUAUACUAUCACGGAUAUUUUUUUGUUGGAUUUGUCCAGUUUUAGUAACAGGAAACCGAAGGGAUGUCAUUGAGGAUGAUCUUAUUGUGCCAAGCAACAUCUACAAUUCAAAACAGCAGGGUGAUAAAUUAGAAAAAUCUUGGUUGGCAGAAGUCGAAUUAGCUCAAAGAGAAAGCAGAAAUCCGUCGCUUUGGACAGCGUUGCGGAAGGCUUAUUGGCUAGAGUACAUGACUGGUGCAAUAUAUAUCUUAACUAUAACCGCUGUUAGGAUCGGACAACCAAUGCUAUUUGCGCAGCUCUUGUCCUACUGGACGGUGGACUCGGAAAUGACGUCUUUCGAUGCGGGGAUGUACGCUCUGGCCAUGUUGGGCUUAAACUUCGUCACCAUGAUGUGUCAGCACCAUAACAGCCUUUUUGUUAUGAGUUUCAGUUUAAAAAUCAAAGUUGCCUGCUCUGCUUUGCUUUAUAGGAAGCUUUUACGGCUCAACCAAGUAUCCGUGGGUGAAGUAGCAGGAGGGAAGCUAGUGAAUUUGCUGUCUAAUGAUGUAGCGAGAUUCGAUUUCGCGUUUAUGUUCAUGCAUUACAUCUGGAUAAUCCCUAUUCAAGUGGCCAUUGUACUGUAUUUUUUGUACGGCGUGGGUGGUUACGCUCCAUUCGUAGGCCUGUUCGGAGUCAUGAUCAUGAUUUUGCCAAUUCAAGCUGGCCUUACUAAAUUAACUGCUUCGGUAAGGCGUAAAGUAGCGAUAAGGACAGAUAAACGUAUCAAGUUAAUGAAUGAAAUCAUUAAUGGAAUACAGGUCAUUAAAAUGUACGCCUGGGAGAAACCGUUUCAAUUAGUAGUAAAAGCUGUGCGGGCACAUGAAAUGAGUGCUUUAAAGAAGGCUAUCUUUAUACGGAGCGUUUUUCUUGGCUUCAUGUUGUUUACGGAACGAUCAAUUAUGUUUUUUACGGUGUUGACUCUUGCACUAUCCGGGAACAUGAUUUCUGCAACUACGGUUUACCCAAUCCAGCAAUUCCUAAGCACCAUUCUGAUAAAUUUAACGAUGAUAUUACCGCUUGCUAUUGCGACAUUAUCAGAGAUGAAAGUAUCCCUGGAAAGAAUACAAGGUUUCCUCGAGUUAGAUGAAAGAGAAGCACUUUCACAUAAAAAUGGUGUAAGCAAUGGAGCUCUAAACAAAACCCUGUUUAGUUCCAAACAAGCGACCUUAGAGCCCGAGAUCACUGUGAAAAAAUAUAUUUCGACCGAUGUGAAAGAGCCACUACAAAACGAAAUCAACAAGUCUGCGAAUCCUAGUGAAUAUGCUGUGGAUGUGUGCGGUGUAACAGCCUCUUGGAAUAAUGUAGCCUCCGAAGAAGCCACUCUUAAAAACAUUUCGAUGCGUGUACGCCACGGCAAAUUAUGUGCCAUCAUUGGACCCGUAGGCUCCGGAAAGACGUCAUUGUUGCAAUUAUUGCUGAAAGAGUUGCUGCCUCACUCAGGGUCGCUGUCCGUCAAUGGAAAAGUGUCCUUCUCCUGUCAGGAAUCAUGGUUGUUUUCGGGAACAGUACGGGAAAAUAUCCUAUUCGGAUCAACUUAUGAUUCUCAAAAAUACAAAGAGGUCACCCGCGUAUGUUGCCUUGUGUCCGAUUUCAAUCAAUUUCCUUAUGGCGAUCAAUCCUUCGUGGGUGAAAGGGGUGUCACUCUAUCCGGUGGACAGCGGGCGCGCAUCAACCUGGCCAGAGCUGUCUACAGAAAUGCUGAUAUCUACUUGCUGGAUGAUCCGCUAUCUGCUGUUGAUGCCAACGUAGGUCGGCUACUGUUCGAAGGUUGCAUCCGAGGCUACCUUCGCCAGAAGACAUGCCUAUUGGUCACACAUCAAAUACAUUAUCUCACUGAUUCCGACUGGAUUGUAAUUUUGAAAGAUGGUGCUAUAGAGAAUAUGGGAACUUAUGAUGAUUUAGUGAAAUCUGGAAAAGAUUUUUCACUGCUAUUAAAGGAACUCCAAGAUGGUGAUGAUACCGGAAAAGGAGAAAAUCCAGAAAAACGGCCGUCAAUGAAACGUGGUAUGUCUGUCAAAAGUGAAGAGAAUCCAGAAGAUCAAAAGGAACAGGUAUUAGAAGCCGAAGAGAGAGCAAAGGGUAACCUUAAGUGGACGGUGGUGGCGCAGUAUCUGAAGUUGGUUAAAUCGUACCCUUUACUGUUCCUGGCAGUACUUACACUUCUUAUGACACAAGCAGCGGCCACCUUCGUCGACUACUGGCUCAGUGCUUUGACUAACGCUGUAGAUGCUUAUGUUCAAACGCUGCCCGAAAAUCAAACUCCUGGUAAUUUGGGCUCAUUGACAACAGGGCAAUAUCUAUGGAUCCAUGGUGGUGUGAUCCUGGGCAUCAUUGUAUUUUCACAACUGCGAAUUCUUACUUUUGUGUUUACGACAAUGCGUGCCUCGCAAAAUAUCCACGAUAAGAUAUUUAAUAAUCUCAUCCAGGCUGUUAAAAGAUUCUUCGAUACCAGUCCUUCAGGUCGGGCUUUGAAUAGGUUUUCAAAAGAUCUCGGUGCAGUUGAUGAGCUUCUUCCAAGGAGUUUGCUGGAGACUUUACAAAUGUACCUUGCUAUGACUAGCGUGUUGGUGCUAAACGCCAUUUCUUUACCCUGGACUCUAAUACCAACGACUUUUUUGGUCGUGUUAUUUGUUUUUCUACUCAGAUGGUAUCUACAAGCUGCACAGGCAGUUAAGCGUUUGGAGGGCACCACUAAGAGUCCUGUGUUUGGCAUGAUCAACUCAACAAUAUCAGGGUUGUCAACAAUAAGGAGUUCGAAUUCAGAACAUAGACUACAAAAACAAUUUGAUCAAGCCCAGAAUUUACAUUCGAGCGCUUUUUACACAUUUCUCGGUGGAUCUUCAGCAUUCGGAUUAUAUUUAGAUGUGCUCUGUUUAGUGUAUCUCGGUUUAAUUAUGGCUACGUUCAUAUUACUCGAUUUUGGUGGCACGAUUGCAGUGGGCAGCGCUGGGUUGGCGGUCAGUCAGUCGAUGGUCCUCACAAUGUUACUGCAGAUGGCAGCACGAUUCACAGCUGAUUUUCUCGCGCAAAUGACCUCCGUUGAGAGGACACUCGAGUAUGCCAAGCUACCGAAGGAACAAUACAUAGAUGAAGGGCCUACAAAGCCACCGCCCACUUGGCCAGCUACUGGACAUAUCACUUUUGAAAAGGUCUAUAUGAAGUAUGGGCCAGAGGAUCCUUAUGUAUUAAAAAAUUUGAAUAUCGAAAUUCGCAGCGGAUGGAAGGUCGGUGUGGUAGGAAGAACAGGAGCUGGAAAAUCAUCAUUAAUAUCUGCUCUAUUUAGAUUAACGAAUAUCGAGGGCGCUAUCAAAAUAGAUGGAAUCGAUACAUAUGGCAUCGCUAAAUCGGUAUUGCGGUCCAAAAUAUCUAUAAUACCGCAGGAGCCUGUAUUGUUCUCGGCGACAGUUCGAUACAAUCUGGAUCCUUUUAACAAAUACAGUGACGAUGACCUGUGGCGGGCACUUGAACAGGUCGAACUUAAGGAGGCAAUUCCGGCACUAGACUAUAAGGUUACGGAAGGAGGUAGCAACUUCUCCAUGGGGCAGAGGCAACUGUUAUGUCUAGCCAGGGCUGUUCUACGAUCUAAUAAAAUUUUAAUUAUGGACGAAGCUACUGCAAAUGUGGACCCACAAACUGAUGCCCUCAUACAAAAAACCAUCCGCCGAGAGUUUGCUACAUGCACGGUGAUCACCAUUGCUCACCGUCUCAUCACCAUCAUGGACUCUGAUCGUGUACUGGUGAUGAACAAGGGAGAGGCUGUGGAGUUCGAUUGGCCUUAUGUUGUACUUUCUAAACCUGACAGCCACUUUAACUUUUUAGUUAAAGAAACCAGUGAUAGUAUGAGCAAAGUUCUUCAUGAUAUUGCGAAAACUAAGUAUUUCCAACACAAUCCACAAUGA